This is a messenger RNA of Branchiostoma belcheri (Belcher's lancelet), 2439 nucleotides long. RefSeq lists its product as uncharacterized. The transcript is spliced from 12 exons. Gene Ontology annotation, biological process: proteolysis; apoptotic process. NCBI's taxonomy places the organism in Eukaryota, Metazoa, Chordata, Leptocardii, Amphioxiformes, Branchiostomatidae. Gene Ontology annotation, cellular component: cytoplasm. The record is from RefSeq and is a predicted model, not a curated record. Bases 1 to 2439 code for a protein of 812 amino acids.
AUGAAUAACCCAGCUGUGUUGAUGUUGAGUAAGGUAUAUGGUAAAUUAAAAGGAGGAAUCUCCACCAUAUACCGUCGGCUAGCACAAGUACUCAGGGAACAUGAACCGGACAUCCCGGUGGUUAGUGCUGUGUUAGAAGCAACGGAUGAGGACAGGGAGGAUGCUACACAUGAUAAAGUGGAACUGCUACUGCCUGAAAUUCAGAUAGGUGAUCAAAGAACUAAGCCAGAUUUUGGCUGGAUGACAUUUGACCAUCGUGCCAAAUACCCACAUCUCCCCUCGAAGGUAAAAGCCAUCGUGGGACACACUGAUGGCACAAGCAGAGCAGCAUGCCGGAUUAAGCAGGACCGCUGUCCAGGUGCAAAAGUCAUUCUCUUCAUCGACGAUAUACCAGAGGAGACCGAGCAAUACAAGGGGGAUGAGGAGGCCAUGGGCAUUGGGAAGAAGGAAGAUUCAAUUCUCAAAGAUGCUGAAGAAGCAGAUACCGUCUUCUCUGUCGGGAACAGGAUCUUUGAUCACUUUGAGAACCAAUUCAGAGCAAUACCUGCCAAUGAGCGACCUCAACAUAUAAGAUUUGUUCCACGGCCUUCUUGUAUCUUCGAACAUGUAGAUGCUGAAUACAAGGACACGGGGACAAUGGUGGUCCUGUGCAUUAGUAGGGUGGCAGGUGUUGAGAAACUAAAUGGACUUGACCUUGCUGUUGACGCGUUGAGCAUUGUUGCAGAGAAGAAACCAAUCACGUUUCGAGUAUGGGGAGUAAACAAAGAAGACAAACAAGCAAUAGAGGCGAUUCGUGAGCUCCGCAAGUCAGCUAAUCUAGAGAUAACAUUCCUCCCUUACGGUACACAGAAGGACAUCUGCAAAAACAUGAAGCAGGCCCACCUGGUUCUGGUGCCCUCUCGCGCCGAACCGUUUGGGUUUGUUGGCCUGGAGGCUAUUGCAGCUGGAGUUCCGGUUCUCGUGUCUGACAAAUCUGGACUGGCAAACCUAAUCAACACGUAUGCUCGACGUUAUCACAACUGCAUUGUUAAGACAGACGUUCGGGGCAAUGAGCAAAGGAAUGCCGCCCACUGGGCUGAUUGCAUUGAGAAGGUCCUGGAGCACUGCAAGGAAGAGUUCGACACAGCUGCACAGUUCAAGAAGGAUCUCUUGGAUACAAGAUACUGGGAGGAGUCAGAAAGACAGUUCAUUGAUGCGUGUAUAUGUGAAGGAGCAUCCAGCGCUACGUAUGCAACUCCGGUACCCAACAUUGGCAUUCAAAGCAACGAAGGUCCCUUUGGGAGCAGUUCCGACGAGGAAAGUCUACAGGAAAACUACAGACUACUGAGGAUCAGCGAGAAAAUCUUUGAUGAAGAAGUACUUAACGAUCCAGAACAACUCGAAAGCAGGCUAUUGGAUUUUAGGGAACACGUUGAUGAUGCAUUGCACUACUUCAAACUGUCAUGCAGAGCAAAGUUACGAGUCCAGUACAAAGUCAAGCAUCAUUAUAGGAAGGUACACAGUAUGGUAUUUUCGCGUUUGGAAAGAGAUCUAAGAAGCUUUCCCAAGAUGCGCAAGUGCUUUAAGCUGUUCAGUGCAAUCUUGAAGAAGAUUGAAGAUGGAUGCGUGCUCUGCACCCUAGAGUUUGAGGACAUCCCACAUUUGGUGUCAUUUCUGAGAGCCUACCGGGAUGGGAAGUUGUCGGAAACUUUGACUCAGGAACUCAUCACAGAGGAGUUGAAACAGGAAGGAGAAACCGACCUCUACAUCCAUGUAACACUUCUGGUUGCAAGAGACACUUCGAGUUCAGGAAAUGAACCUAUUGAACAUGAAGCUGCUGUUAAGGAAAUGGAAGAAGUCGGCCGCGAACUUUGGACCAAGGGAGUAGCACUGGAAACAAAAAGAAAGAAGAAGGAACUGAUCACGGAGGAGAUGAAACAGAAAGGAGAAACCGACGUAAUACAGCUGGUUGUAGGAGACACUUCGAGUUCAGGCAGUGAACCUAUUGAACAUGAAGCUGCUAUCAAGGAAAUGGAAGAAGUCGGCCGCGAACUUUGGACCAAGGGAGUAGCACUGGAAACAAAAAGGAAGAAGAAGCCUAAACCAAAGACCAAAAAGCAGUUGAAAGCAGCAGAGGACCGUAGGAGAGAGAAGGAAAGGGAAGAAAUUGGUCGUCAACUGGAGGCAAGGGCAGAGGCACUGAAAGAGGAGAAGAGGAAACAGAGAGCAUCUGACGGAGAAGAAUCGAAAGCACAAGCUGCCAUUUCUACAGAUUACAGGGAGAUGGCAUAUGAACGCAGUCCGAGAGGAAAAGAUGACGCCGACACCGCCAAGGGCUAUAAAGACACGAGAGAAGACAGGGAGGAGGAGAGUGACUUAGGUAUCGACGUCCUGGAUAGCGACUUCGACGAGGAAGUUCAGGACACGGUGUCUCAGCUCCAGUCGCUGCUCAACGCCUAG